AAAAAAGAAUUAAAAAAAGAUCCCUAAGCGGGCGCGGGCGGCGCAGCACCGGGCUGGCGGGGACGGGCUCCGGCAGCCCGCGGCGUGGGCAGAGCGGAGCGUGACAGCGGGGCAGCCCGGAGCCGCCGCGGCGGCGGCAGCGGGGAGAUGGGCAGAUCGUGACGGGUUUUUGGGGGGAGGGUUUUUUAGGGGGGGCCGUGGUGCUGCCGCACACCUUUUUGGGUUUGAUUUUUUUUUAGUUUUUUUUUUUUUUUUUUUUUUUUUUUUUUCUUUUGGUGGUGGAAAUAUAAGCUGAUCGGGAGAAGGGGGAGAGAAGCCCUCGAGUAUCUCUCAGGUUUUGGAUCCAUCCGUGAGAGGGAGAGAAAAAAAAAUCUCAGCUCCAGCCCAACAAGUGGAUUUUAAUAUUUUUCUUUUUUUUCUUCUUCUUCUUUUUUUUUUCUUUUUUCCUUUUUUUUUUUUUUUAAAUUUUUCCUCCCCCUUUUCCACCCCGCCACCCACCGUCAAAGUGGGGUGGCCGUAAAGUGGGUGGGUGGGGGGGAAAAGAGGCAGCGAUCUCCGUGGCGGGGACUGAGCAUGGAAGAGCCGCCGGAAGGGCACGGCCACCGAGACGCGGCGCCCGGCCCGGCGAGCAGCGGCAGCGGCAGCGAUGGCGAGAGCGUGCCCGUGUCCCCCAGCCCCGCGCCCGCCUCCCCCGCCGCGCCCUGCCCCCUGCCCCUGCCCCGCCGCCGCCACCCGCCGCCCCCGCCGCCGCCCCCGCCGCCGCCGCCCCACCGCACCACCAACUUUUUCAUCGACAACAUCCUGAGGCCGGACUUCGGCUGCAAGAAGGAGCCGUCCGCGCCGGCCGGCGGCGGAGGAGGAGGAGGCAGCCGGGAGCGGGACGGAGACCGGGGGCAGAGCUCAGGUAGAGAAAACGUCAACCCGCUGCUGGCCCGGCCGCCCAACCCGCCCGCCCUCCUGUGCCCGGACUCGAACUGCCGUCCCGACGGCUCCGCGCCGCCGCCGCCGCCCGCCGCCGCCGCCAAAGCCAGUCCCGCCGCGGCGGCAGCGGCGGCGGCGGCGUCGGGGGCGGCCAAGCCCCCGACCGAUGGGGGCGAGACUCACCCGGCGAAGUACGGGGAGCACGGCAGCCCCGCCAUCCUCCUCAUGGGCUCUAAUAAUGGAGGACCUGUUAUAAAGCCCGACUCGCAACAGCCGCUGGUGUGGCCUGCCUGGGUCUACUGCACUAGGUAUUCAGACAGACCGUCCUCGGGCCCCCGCACCAGGAAGCUGAAGAAGAAGAAGACGGAGAAGGAGGACAAGCGGCCGCGGACGGCGUUCACGGCCGAGCAGCUGCAGCGGCUGAAGGCGGAGUUCCAGGCGAACCGGUACAUCACGGAGCAGCGGCGGCAGAGCCUGGCCCAGGAGCUCAGCCUCAACGAGUCCCAGAUCAAGAUCUGGUUCCAGAACAAACGGGCCAAGAUCAAGAAGGCGACGGGCAUCAAGAACGGGCUGGCGCUGCACCUCAUGGCCCAGGGACUCUACAACCACUCCACCACCACGGUGCAGGACAAAGAGGAGAGCGAGUGAGGCGGGCGGCCCUAGCCCAGCCCUGCGCCGCGGCGCUGGCCCGCCGGCCGGGAGGCGGACAGGUGCGAUUUAAAAGCAGAUCUAUUGUCUAUCCAUAGUAUAAGGACUUCGAUUAAGAAAAAAAAAAAAAUAUGAACACUUAAAAAAAUUAUCUCUAUAUAGCCAAACAGCAUAUGACCUUGUAUAUAUUUAAUUUCAGGUAAGAAAUAUGUGUAGCGAUCUCUAUUUGCUGGACAGUUUCUCUCUUCCCUUCUCUCUGUUUCUCCUUUCUUUUGUUCGUUUGUUCGUUUUGUUUACUUUCCUUUUUUUCUUCGCCCCCCCCCCCCCCCGAUGUCCGUUGCUCCUGUUUUACAGUAAAUGUCGGACUUUUCUCAUCUGUCGUUUGAGCUUAUUUUAUUUCUUUUGUGUGUGUGAAUUUCUGUCUCUUUUUUUUUUCCCCCGAGGAAAAAAAAUUCUGAUCCACAGACUGCGAGACUGAACCCGCCGCUACAAGCCAAAGAUUUUAUUAUGUUCAGAAAUCUGUAGUCUGAAAUAAAGUGUAGACUGUGUUCAGGA
This is a messenger RNA of Corvus hawaiiensis (hawaiian crow), 2124 nucleotides long. It is a transcript of the gene EN1, whose product is annotated as engrailed homeobox 1. The transcript has 2 exons. Gene Ontology annotation, biological process: multicellular organism development; neuron differentiation; regulation of transcription by RNA polymerase II. Gene Ontology annotation, molecular function: DNA-binding transcription factor activity, RNA polymerase II-specific; RNA polymerase II cis-regulatory region sequence-specific DNA binding. NCBI's taxonomy places the organism in Eukaryota, Metazoa, Chordata, Aves, Passeriformes, Corvidae. Bases 574 to 1569 code for a protein of 331 amino acids. The record is from RefSeq and is a predicted model, not a curated record. Gene Ontology annotation, cellular component: nucleus.